AUGGGGGAAGGCAGUAGUCAGAAGCAAAAGAGUAGGAUAAAUGGGAAAAUAGGAUGGAGGGAAAUAUAUAGUAAUCAUAAAUGUAGAAACCAUUUUAUAGCAGGUGUCUCUGCUAAAGGCCUCAUUUCUCAAAUAUAUAGAAAAUGGAGUCAAGUUUAUAAGCGCAUAAAUCAUUGUUCAGUUAAUAAAUGGUUAAAGGAUUAACCAGGCACUUUCAGAUGCAGUAAUCAAGGCUACUUAUGAACAUAAGGAAAAAUAUUUUAAAUCACUACUAAUCAGAGAUGUGCAAAUUCAAACAACCCCGCACCUAUGGGAAAACAUCAAAUACUGGAGAGGAAGUAGUGAAUGCACCAGUGGUGGAAUUGUGAACCCAUUCGGGAGAGCCACUUGGAUCUGUGCACUAGCCCUGACCUCAACAACACCAACCACUCGGAGAUCUGGAUCCCAGAGAGGCCGAAAGUAGAAAGAAAAGAAAAGGGGCUCUGCGUCCCCAAAUGGCAAAGGGGGGAUGCCCUUCCUUUGGGGAAUGGCCCCCAAGUUCCGGUGUCUGCUUGUCCUGGACUACCACUGGAAAUGUCCACGGGAGCCCUGAGAUUUCCAGGAACGGAUGCAAAGUAAAGGGGCAGAACCAGGAGGAACAGCGGCUCAGGGGACCGCCUGGGCCAUCGAUGGGAGCCCACCGGUCACCAGGGGCUUCCGAUGGGAAGUGCUUCCCUUCUUUCCCCAUUUCUGUCCUCCUUUUGCAGCAUUGCGGCGGUCUGUGUGUAACCUGCUUCAAAUCUCGGGCCUUCUCCAAGGUGGGGCUGGGAGGAAGAGAAGCUUUAAUUCCAGAAAUAACCCUAAGGCCAAAGGCGAUGGGGGGGGGGGAGGGGCUGGUCUGCUGCGGGCUCGGGGAGCUUUUCAGGCUGGGUGGAGCUGAGGCGAAGGUGAAAUUCCUGCCCAAUAGGGACAUUUCUUCACGUUUGAGGAAUCUGCUGCCUCCAUAGAGAGCCUAAUCGAGGCCGGGGGUUACUGUAGCUCGCUUUAAGGACCUGUCCGUGUGCUUCGGACUCUGGUGCCUUUCGUGUGCCACCCUCUACUUGCCCAAACAGCCUCCCCCUCCCUCCUUCUCUGCACCCCCGCCCCGCCCCCCAACUCUGCCUUCAACCCCAGGGAAUCUGGGGCUAUUCCCCCUGGCCAGCGGCCCAAGGCCAGCCCGGUUACAUUUGUGCUUGAGUUCGGUUCCCGGAGGACCUCCUUCCUUAGUGCGGAAAGCCCAGGAGCCAAGGCGAGGCUUGGUUUUCGGGAUUUCCCGGCUCUGAGUUGUACUGGGGAGCGGAGGGGAGGUCCGAGGAGGGCUCGGCUCCCUCCCGCCUCAACCAGGUGCGCACGAGCCCAGAGCCGGGUCCCCGAGGCCGGAUUGUCCACGCGGCGGCGGCGGCGGCGGCGGCGGCGGGUCACCGGCUUCCUAAGAGCAGGCCAGCAUUCCUCGAACGCCCCGCGGUUCACUGGGCCAAAUCGGAGUGACAGGUUCUUCCGAGUCCGCCCCUUCUUCUCCCGCUUGGCUGCCAGGCCCUUUGGGGCUUCGAGGGAGAGCGUGGGGGAGCGCGGCUGUUCCCGUACAGUCUGGGGACCUGCAGGCGGCAAACAGAAGCCCCGAGCUCCCGGGGAAGAACGCCGCCGCCGUGCCCAAAGCAAGCCGCCAAAGCCUCAGGAGCGGCCAUUCGCUCGGCGUGGCUUAGCCUCGGGCGACCAUUUCGCCUUUCACUCGGGGCCCCUUUCGCGGCGCUCCUGGAAGCUUGCACGACCCCAGCUUCCUGCAGGGCCGGCCUGUCAACGCGCAGGUGCCAAGCGGCCCCGGGCCCUCAGGGCGUUCACCUGCCCGCCGGGCGGCCCUUCCCAGAUUCAAACGGAAAUCAAGUCCGUCCUUAGGGGUGUGUCUGUGGGGGCAGGGGGAGGGGGAGAACCGGAGCCGGAGAGAGGGUGGGGUGAGUGUGCAAGAGCGGUGUGUGAUUCAGGCGGGGGACGGGGGAGGGGGAGGAGGCGGAGGGAGCUGCUGGAGAGGCCCCACAUCGCGGAGGCGUGGCUCGGGGGCGGAGAACCACCGCUGCUGCUGCCGCCGCUGUUGCUGUAGAGCGAGCCAGCGCCCGGGGCCACCUGGGGCUUCCUCUUUUCCGCCAGGUCUCGGCGCUCCCAGGAAGGGCAGCCUUCGCGCCCCUGGGUGGGCCGGCCGGCCGCCGCCGGGCUUCUGGCCGCGGCCAUGGCAGCCCCAAGGCCGGCCGCCGAGUGCGGCUACAUCCGGACCGUCCUGGGCCAGCAGAUCCUGGAGCACCUGGAGAGCUCGAGCUUGGCGCUGCCUUCCGAGGCCAGGCUGAGGCUGGCCGGGAGCGGGAGCGGGAGCAGCCGCCCGGAACAGGCUGCGAAGACCCUGCGGAUCCAGGAGCAGGUUCAGCAGACGCUGGCCAGGAAGGGCAAGAGCGGCAUGGCGAACGGAAGUCUGCCUCGAACCAGCAGUGUUCCAGAGUAUGUCUACAACCUGAACUUAGUUGAAAAUCAUCUCUCUCUGGGGCGUUCUCCUGUUACCCAAACAUAUAACAUGUUAAAGGCAGGCUCAACAUCUGCUUAUGAGAAUUACUUGAAAAGAGAGGCAACACAAUAUAGUUCACAAAAGUCAGUGGAAGAGAGGUCCCAAAGGCAGCCCCUGAGGAGACUGGAGAUUUCACCUUCAAGUAGUCCUGAGAGAGUUCAUUAUGCACAUAGUGACCACCAUUACAUCCAGAAAACCCAGGCAGGACACAGCUUGAGGUCUCGUGAGAGCCAGAGAUCCACCAUCCUCAUCCCACCAAGAUACGCUCGCUCAGAAAUCGUCGAAUUCCACCGUCAUGGUACCACGGGCAGGCAAUAUUCCGAUGCUCACCGUAGGCAGUAUCAGUACGGAUCAGUCAGUGACACAGUUUUUGAUAGCUUCCCGGCCAGUCCAGCAGUUCUCACAUACCCCAGGCCGGGGACCAGUCGAAGUAUGGGGAACCUCUUGGAGAAAGAAAACUAUCUGACUUCAGGGCUCUCUUCAAGACAAGUCAGACCAAUGGUGAUGUCUCUACAGCAAGGCCACCAGAACAAGCAGUCUCUUCGUUCUUCCUGGCAUCAGAAUUCUUUCCAAAGCUCUCAUGCUCUGAGAGAUGUCAGUGCAGGAACCAGUGGGAAACAAACUCAUAUGACGAUUGGCCAGGCAGCGACAGGAGGCGGCGGGAAUUUACUAGCCGAGAGAGCUGUUUUCAGUGAUUCCCAACUUGGCCAUGGAGACAUAGAGAUGACUCUGGAGUAUGCAGUAAGCAUACUGGAUUCAGACAACACACCAGCAUCUAGGAUUCAGGCUGCAGCCACCUUUAUCCAGCAUGAAUGUUUCCAGAAAUCAGAAGCUCGGAAAAGGGUUCAUCAUCUUCGGGGCAUCCCCAAGCUUCUCCAGCUCCUAAAGGUACCCAAUGAAGAUAUACAGAGGGCAGCCUGCGGAGCCCUGAGGAAUCUGUCCUUCGAAGACAAUGACAACAAGGUGGAAGUAGCUGAACUGAAUGGAGUCCCUCGACUGCUCCAGGUCCUGAAGCAGACCCGAGACUUGGAGACAAAAAAGCAGAUAACAGGUUUGCUGUGGAAUUUGUCCUCCAGUGAUAAGCUCAAGAACCUGAUCAUUACAGAAGCUUUGCUGACGCUGACAGACAGUGUCAUCAUCCCCUAUUCCGGGUGGUCUGAAGGCGACUAUCCCAAAGCAAACGGGUUGCUCGAUUUUGACAUCUUCUACAAUGUCACAGGAUGCCUAAGAAAUAUGAGUUCUGCUGGACCCGACGGAAGGAAAGUGAUGAGAAGAUGUGAAGGAUUGAUAGAUUCUCUUGUGCAUUAUGUUCGAGGAACCAUUGCAGAUUAUCAACCUGAUGAUAAGGCUACAGAGAACUGUGUGUGCAUCCUUCAUAAUCUUUCCUACCAGUUGGAGGCAGAACUCCCGGAGAGAUAUUCACAGAGUAACUACAUUCAAAACAGGAAUAUCCAGACGGCCAGCAGCAAGAGUGUCGGGUGCUUUGGAAGUCGAAGCAGGAAAGUGAAAGAGCAAUACCAGGACAUCCCGUUGCCGGAGGAAAAGAGUAACCCUAAAGGCGUGGAAUGGCUGUGGCACUCCAUUGUGAUAAGGAUGUAUCUGUCUUUGAUAGCCAAAAGUAUCAGGAACUACACGCAAGAAGCCUCUUUGGGGGCCCUCCAGAAUCUCACUGCAGGAAGUGGGCCGAUGCCGUCUGCCGUGGCCCAGACCGUCGUCCAGAAGGAGAACGGCCUCCAGCACACCAGAAAGAUGCUGCACGUAAGUGACUUCAGCGUGAAGAAGACGGCCGUCUCCCUGCUCAGGAACUUGUCUCGGAACUUUUCUCUCCAGAAUGAAAUUGCUAGAGAGACUCUGCCUGAUUUGGUUUCCAUAAUUCCUGACACAGUACCAAAUUCUGAUCUGCUCAUUGAGACUACAGCUUCUGCCUGUUACACCUUGAACAAUUUAAUCCAGAAUAGCCAGCAGAAUGCCCAAGAUCUUCUGAAUACCGGAGGCUUUCUGAAGAUUAUAGCUAUCAGUGUGGGUGACAGCUAUCUCUCCAACAAAGCCAGUAAAGCAGCUUCGGUGCUGCUGUAUUCGCUGUGGUCUCACGCUGAUCUCCACAACGCCUACAAGAAGGCUCAAUUUAAGAAGACAGAUUUCGUCAACAAUCAGACCAUCAAAGCCUACCACUCCCUCAAAGACUGAGAAGCACGAAGCAGUGGUCGCAGAGACAGCCAGGACUGCCGCCCAGCUUGUCCAUGUCACACUGGUCAACUGCCCUGAGAUUUCAGAGGAAACAGGCUGCUUUUUAUGCCCAUCCCAGAAGGCUCCCUCCUCCAAAGCCUAUCCUAUUGCUUACCCUUUGCUCUUCUAUUUGCAUCUUGUCCCGGGUCCCUUGAAAAGAGAUGAUCAGAGCCUAGAAUAUUGAAUUUCUGCUCGUACCCUUGUGGAAGCUGACCUUUCGCACUGCAGACCAGAGGGUUGUCUUGCCAGGCCAUCCGCACUGCACAGGCUACAUUCUCUUUUCUUUUCCAUCUUGAAUCCAAGAUGAACCAGUUGCACUCUAUGGCAUCCUCUUCUAUCAGGUCCAUCGCCCAGCCUUGAAUUACUCCAGCCAUCCACUGACUUCACCCUUGCUUAUAUGCUCCUGAAGGCCGCUGAAGAAUUUCUCCAUUACUGCACCAAGGCGAUCCUUUUAUGGCUCCUUUAUUUAUUAUCCUUCUCAUGGGAGCAGCUCUUCCAGACAUUUGGUUCUCUGUCCAAUCUUCCAUCGCUUCCUCUCUCCCUUGCCUCUUAGCUGAGAACUUUGCCAUUUGCAAAGUGUCUUCUCUUCUUCCCUGUUCCUCAUCUCAUAUCAUCCAGAUGCCAUCUCCCUCCAUCUCCUCCUCCAUUCAGGUUUCAUAUGGAAAGAUCUCCAAAGCAAAUGUGUACCAGUGAUCCCAGUUGAUCCUCUUCUCCCACAGACCCCCCUUUAUCAUUCCUACUCUGACUAAUCUUCAGUCUUUCCUUGUUGAUGGGCCGCUUUGCUACCACCUACAGACACACUUGUGUCUCUCGGACCCUCAGAGAUGCCACACUUGAGCCAUCCAUUCUUGCUAACUCUUGUCCCUUUGGGAGCAAAUGGCCUUGAAAAAACUAUCCAGACCCACCAUCUCCAUUUCCAUUUCUUCUCUCUUCUUAACUCUUUACAGACUCACUUCUUACUUCUUAAUUCAGCUAAAAACUUCCUCUUCAAAUUACGAGCAAUUGAUGAACUGCCAGAUCUAAUGGCCUCUCCCCACCCCUCAGUCCUCUCCAUCGCUCUUCAGACUCGGAGAAGCUGCACUGUCCAUUGCCCUUUCACCCCCGAGAGAUUUGCCUCCUUCUGAGCUUUCCUGACCAUUCCUUCUCGGUUCUUCUCCUGCUCUCUGAACGGUCCUUCUCUGCCUCCUUUGCUGGAUCUUCAUCCAGGUGAGACUCACUAACCACCUGGGUCUUUUCUCCUUCCGUACUGUUUCACUUGGUCGUCCAACCAGCUCCCACCGAUCUGAUGAUCAUCUCCGCGCUGAGGAUUCUCAGGUCUUCUUAUCCAGGACUAACGUCUCUCAUGUCCAAUUGCCUCAUAGACGUCUGAACCUGGAGAGCUCGCAGGAAUCUUUGCCUUCGCCUGUGGACUCGUGGUCUUUCCCCCAAACUCUCUCGCGCUCUUCCGGUCAUUCAAGUCACCAUCUCGGGGCCUCGUCUCCUCCUUCUCACCAACCAUAUCCAAUUGUUUGUUGAGUCUUCUAUAAAAUUCCCCCUCCUAUGACACUGACCCCAUCCUAGUUCAGGCCCCCAUUGCCUCGCCCCUGGAUUAUUCGACAGCCUGCUGGUUGAUCUGCCUCCAGCCUCUCCUUAAGUCCAAUCCACCCUCCACUUAGCUGUCAGACUGAUUUUCCUAAAAUGCAGGUGUGACCAUAUCACACACAUUCUCAGUCAAUAAACUAUCAAUGGCUCCCUAUUACCUGCAGUAUCAAAUAUAAAAUUCUGUUUGGCUUCAAAAGCCCUUCAUAUCAUGGCCUCUUUUUAUCUUUACAGUCUUCUUCUUCUUAAAAAACCCUUACCUUCUGCCUUAGAAUCAGUACUAUGUAUUGGUUCCAAGGCAGGGGACAGGUAAGGGGUAGCCAAUAGCGUUAAGUGAUUUGCCCAGGGUCGCACGGACACGCCGAAGUGUCUGAGGGCAGAUUUGAAACCAAGACUUCCUGCCUCUAGGCCUGAUUCUCAAGCCACUGAGCCACUUAGCUGUUCCCCUCCAGUCUUCUUGCAUCUUACUCACCUACAUGCACUCUGUGAUCCAAUGACUCUUGUUUCCUUGCUGCUCUGUGCACAGGAAAUUCCAUCUUCAGACUCGGCUUUAGCGUUGGCUGUCACCAUCGAAUUCAUCGAAUGAUUUGCCUUCUAGCUUCCCUGGCUGCCUUCGAAGUCUCAUUCUCUAUAAAAAACUUCUAUGGGUCCUCCGUAAUCUUAGUGCCUUUCUUCUAAGACAACCCCCAACUUCUGUUGAUGCACACAUACACACCAUACAUGUAUGUACAAAAAUACAUGUGUUUGUGUGUCUUUUUUGUAUGUAGUUGUUAGCAUGUUGGCUCCCUGAGUAGACUGCGAGCUCCUUGGUGACAAGGACUUUUUUCUUACCCUUUCUUUGAAGCCCAAGGGCUUCACAUAGUUUCUAACACAUAGGAGAUUAAUAAAUCCUAGCUGACUAACUCAUUAAUUUAUCCUAGCCAUGGAGAGUAGGAAUUAGCAUGGUCCCCUCCCUCAGGAAUGCCCUGAAAUGGAGCUGGACAAAGAUAUUAGUGGAAUGAACAAGGAAGAAGGCCAUUAGUGAUUUGAAAUAUUACCCUCCCCCCCUUUUCCAUGUUUUAGCGUCUCUAGACUUGUUUCUGUGCCCUUAAUCGCUGGUAUCCUCUUUGGGUUACAUCCUCCUGAGUAAAACCAUAGAGAAAUUCGAAGAGAAAUCUCGCAAGCGAAAAUCUGCCGGAGAAUACUUUCUGCGGCUUUGACUCUCCUCUCUUACAUGAAAGUACAAUCGAGCACGCCCCAAGCAGCAUAUGUGGAAAUGAAGGGUGGAAAAGUUAAAAACUGGCAAUCGCGAGUGUGCCGUGUUUCCGGCUGACACAGAGAAGUAGAGUUAUCUUCCAAAGAGGCCGCGUUCCCAUUAAUUAGCAAAAGGCCCUCACGUCAUGCCAGCAAUGAACUCAAGUUGGAACAGUUCUAACAACACGGUGGCAAGCCGUGUCCACAAUCUCCAUCCCCAGAGAUGUGUCGAAGGAGGAAUGGGAGCCAUCCCUUUCUGGGUGGGUGGGCAACGUGAUGUGUCUUCCACGGACAGAGGGGCAGAAUUUUGUAUUGAACAAACAACUCCGUAACUCAAAGUCUGACUCAGUUCAGCCUUCAGAGAACAAGGCCAAGCCACUGAUCCUCAUGGGACCUAGUCCUUUGAAGUAAGGUGACCUAAGAAAACUCUAGAAAGGGGAGAAUGAUAGUGAUUUAGGAAAUUGGAAACAGGAAGCAAGAGGAAAAAUAUUGCUAAGUGUUUGUGUUCAUGCUGUCCUAAAAUAAAACUUGUCAUUGAGGCAUGUUCAA
This is a messenger RNA of Monodelphis domestica (gray short-tailed opossum), 8152 nucleotides long. RefSeq names its product plakophilin 2 (gene PKP2). Lineage: Eukaryota; Metazoa; Chordata; Mammalia; Didelphimorphia; Didelphidae. Gene Ontology annotation, molecular function: protein binding. Gene Ontology annotation, biological process: cell-cell adhesion; desmosome organization; heart development. The record is from RefSeq and is a predicted model, not a curated record. Gene Ontology annotation, cellular component: plasma membrane; adherens junction; cytoplasm.